AUGUCUCAUUACUUUUAUAUAACAACGCUUCUGUAUCAUCAUCUCAUCAAUGGUUACCGAGACAAAACAAGGAUGUCGAAAAAACGUCGCUUGAUGAUGGAAUUUAAAUUUAGUAUGGAAUCGCUGCCCCACCAUGUCGUAGAGCGUAUCCUUGAGAGACUUCCGGUGAAACCUCUGAUGAGGUUCAAGGCUGUAUCGAAGCAAUGGAGAUCGACGAUCGAAUCACCGUUCUUCCAAGGAAGACAGUUGAAGCAUCGUCAGCAAUCAGGAGAUCCAGAUACAUCCUCAUCCCAUCCUGGCCAAGUAGAAUCUCUAGCAACACUUGCGUUGGUUUCAUCAUCUUUGGUCGAAAUCCCUACUCCUUGGGACAAGAAACAAUACUUAGUUUGUCAGAGUAGUUGUGACGGUCUCGUUUGUGUCUACAAUGCGCACAUCAAAUCCGGAUCUGGUUUUGUGUUCAAUCCCACCACUAGAUGGCAUCGGGUCCUUCCUCUCUGUGAAUUACAGCGACUCAUUGUCGACAAAGGAUACGGUUACUACAGGCUUAGACACGGAUGCACUAAUCUUGGGUUCGGUAAAGACAAAUUCACGGGCACGUACAAGCCCGUUUGGCUCUACAACUCUGCAGAAAUAGGCCGAGAAAACGCUACCACAUGCGAAGUUUUCGACUUUAGCACCAACUCUUGGAGGUAUGUCACUCCCUCUUCUCCUUAUCGAAUUUUGAGUGGUUACCACCAUCCCGUGUACGUCGAUGGGUCGGUCCAUUGGUUCACAGAAUGCAAAGAAACCAAAGUUGUAUCUUUCGAUCUUCACACGGAAGCUUUUCAAGCCGUCUCGGCUCCCUUUGCCAAUGCACCGGUUAACGAGAUGGCCAUGUGCAACCUCCACAACCGCUUGUGCGUAUCCUUGAAGAAGUGCUCCAACCAAGUGAUAUGGUCGUUCAAUUCAGGGAACAAGACAUGGGACCAACUGUGUUCAAUAGAUCUUGAUGCAGUUUCUUUGCGGUUUGCUAUCCCAACACUAGUAUGCGCUGUCCAGCCCCUGGCACUUUUGGAUGGGGAGAAAAAGAAGAAGAAAAAGUUGCUGUUUUAUGACAUUGUGUCACACCGAACACUGAUGACAUAUGAUCUUGAUACCAAAUCAUAUGAUACUGCUGCUAAAUUCCUUGGGGAUGCUCUUUGUUAUUUCCCGAGUUUGUUCUCCGUUUUAUAA
Thlaspi arvense is the source of this 1212-nucleotide messenger RNA. NCBI's taxonomy places the organism in Eukaryota, Viridiplantae, Streptophyta, Magnoliopsida, Brassicales, Brassicaceae. The record is from the annotation of a GenBank genome assembly.